Musa acuminata AAA Group (dessert banana) is the source of this 2458-nucleotide messenger RNA. Its product is annotated as probable inactive receptor kinase At1g48480. The record is from RefSeq and is a predicted model, not a curated record. Gene Ontology annotation, biological process: protein phosphorylation. Bases 312 to 2339 code for a protein of 675 amino acids. The transcript has 2 exons. Gene Ontology annotation, molecular function: protein kinase activity; ATP binding; protein binding. Lineage: Eukaryota; Viridiplantae; Streptophyta; Magnoliopsida; Zingiberales; Musaceae.
AAAUAGUUAAGUGUAAGAAACUUGCAAUACGGUUUUAUUACCGUAAUAAAACCUUAAGAUGAGAGAGAGAGAGAGAGAGAGAGAGAUUGGGUGUCCUGUUGUUAUUUCCCCUUCUCCCUUGCUUCAUUUAUAUGAUUUCGGCUAACCACUAGAACAAGGGCUUUAGACUCCUCUCUCUCUUCCUUUCGAUGAGUGAGAAUGUAAGAGGUGUUUCUGUGUGCAUCGUGUGUUUGUUGUAGUUCUUCUGCGCCGGAAGUACUACAGUAUUGUAACAGUGUGUGAGGUUGCAGUGAGUAGGGUCACCGGCCUUUAUGGCUUCGCCGCUCAUUCUCCUUCUUGCCGGCGCCGUCCUCUUGCUAACCUCCCACCCCGGCGGCGCCACCGACCUGGGCUCCGACAUGGCCGCCCUCCUCGCCUUCCGCGACAGCGUUGGCCGGUUGGCGCUGCCGUCUUGGAACGCCAACUCUCCCGGUGCGCCCUGCUCGUGGCAGGGCGUCGCCUGCGAGUCCGGCCGCGUCGGCUGUCUCCGCCUCCCCGGCGCCGGCCUCAUUGGCCGUAUCCCCGCCGCUGUCGGCAAUCUCACUUCCCUCCGUACCCUCAGCCUCCGCUUCAACGCCCUCUCCGGGCCCCUGCCGCCGGAGCUCGCCAGCCUCGCUGCGCUCCGGAACCUCUACCUGCAAGGAAACCGCUUGUCCGGGGACAUCCCGGGGUUCCUCUCCUCCCUAAAGAACCUCGUCCGCCUCAACCUCGCCGGCAACCAGUUCACCGGCGGGAUUCCACCGGAGCUCAACAACCUCACCCGGCUCGGGACGCUGUUUCUUGACAACAACCAGCUCACCGGCGGGAUUCCGGACCUCGAUCUCUCCAACCUCGUCCGGUUCAACGUGUCUUACAACCAGCUCAACGGAUCGAUCCCGGCUAAGCUCCGCUCUCAGCCGGCGAGCGCAUUCCUGGCUACGGGCCUCUGCGGUGGUCCCCUCGGGCCGUGCCCGGGCGAGAUCGCGCCGUCUCCAUCGGCGGAGGAGCCGGCCGCCGAGAAUGCCGGCGGCGGGGCAGAGAAUAACAGCGAGAAGAAGAACAAGAACAAGCUCUCCGGCGGGGCGAUCGCCGGGAUCGCAAUUGGUGCCGCAGCCUUCUUGCUCAUCGUGCUUGUGUUGCGGAUACUAGUCUGCCGCCGGAGAAAGAAACGGCCGGCGGCCGGCGGGAAGCAGAUCGCGAUGGUGGCGGCUGCUCAAGAGCAGAGGGAUAAGGGUUCAGGGGAAGGAGGAACAAACGGCAACGGCCCUGCGGCGACUCCAGUGGAUGCAGCGGUGAAGGCUGCGACGUCAGCUGCCGGGGAUAAGAAACUGGUGUUCUUCGGCCGGGGAGGGGCAAGGCGGUUCGACCUGGAGGAUCUGCUGCGAGCGUCGGCGGAGGUGCUGGGGAAGGGCACGUUCGGGACAACUUACAAGGCGGUGCUCGAGACUGGGAUAACGGUGGCGGUGAAGCGGCUCAAGGACGUGAAUCUGCAGGAGCAGGAGUUCAAGGAGAAGAUGGAGGCCAUCGGGGCGAUGGACCACCCCAACGUGGUGCCCCUCAUGGCAUACUACUUCAGCAAGGAUGAAAAGCUCCUCGUCUAUGAUUACGUGCCAAUGGGGAGCCUCUCCGCCCUCUUGCAUGGCAACAGAGGAUCUGGUCGAACGUCUUUCAACUGGGUAACACGAAUUGGAAUUGGACUUUCAGCAGCACGUGGCAUCGAAUAUAUUCACUCGACAGGCCCUUCAUCCUCACAUGGCAACAUCAAAUCCUCCAACAUCCUCCUCACCAAACCAUAUGAAGCCCGUGUGUCCGAUCAUGGCCUUGCCCUUCUCAUGGGUUCAGCUUCCACUACGACUCGGAUUGCAGGAUAUCGUGCCCCGGAAGUUGCUGAUCCUCAAAAGGUCUCUCAGAAGGCUGAUGUUUAUAGCUUUGGUGUUCUCCUGCUUGAGCUGCUCACGGGCAAGGCCCCGGCACAGGCCCUACUCAAUGACGAAGGCAUCGACCUACCAAAAUGGGUCCAAUCGGUUGUGAGAGAGGAGUGGACAGCGGAGGUGUUUGAUGUGGAGCUGCUGAGGUACCAGAGUGUGGAAGAGGACAUGGUGCAGCUCCUGCAGCUUGCCAUGGAAUGUGUGGCACAGUACCCAGACAAACGGCCUUGUAUGGCCGAGGUGGUGAUCCGCAUCAAUGAGAUCAUAAAAUCGAGCCAAGGAUCUUCCUACCAAGACCAGCAGAGCAGCCCACAAAGCAUUGACGAUGGUGAUGACCACGCCUCUCGCCAGUAUGACCCAGUCAAUGUACCGAACCCUCCUGGUGAUGAAUAGACCAAAACUUAGCUCUUGGGCCCUGCAUUCAGAGCAUGACUCCCAUCUCUGGAGCCAUGGUGGUUUUUCUUUUAAAUCAUUUAUUGUGAUUAAGCAAUAUGUGCAUGCUGUUUGUUCCU